Molecule: messenger RNA, 982 nt
Organism: Artibeus jamaicensis (Jamaican fruit-eating bat)
Lineage: Eukaryota; Metazoa; Chordata; Mammalia; Chiroptera; Phyllostomidae
Product: myosin-IIIb
Exons: 9
Coding region: 87-929 (280 amino acids)
Biological process (GO): protein phosphorylation
Molecular function (GO): protein kinase activity; ATP binding
Source: RefSeq, a predicted model, not a curated record
GAACGCAGUAGGUAAUUUCAUGGAUAUUCAAGGACAGACAACAAAGCUGGAAACAUCUGUAUGGAUUGUUUCAUUACAGCCCCACGAUGCUUGGAUUUGAAUCCCUUCCAGAUCCCACGGACACCUGGGAAAUCGUAGAGACCAUAGGUAAAGGCACCUAUGGCAAGGUCUACAAGGUCACUAACAGGAGAGAUGGGAGCCUGGCUGCAGUAAAAAUUCUGGACCCAAUCAGUGAUAUGGAUGAAGAGAUUGAGGCAGAAUAUAACAUUUUGCAGUUUCUUCCUAAUCACCCCAACGUUGUGAAGUUUUAUGGGAUGUUUUACAAAGCAGAUCACUGUGUGGGAGGACAGCUGUGGCUGGUCCUGGAGCUGUGUAAUGGGGGCUCAGUCACCGAGCUUGUCAAAGGGCUGCUCAGGCUCGGCCAGCGGUUGGACGAAGCGGUGAUCUCAUACAUCUUACAUGGGGCCCUGUUGGGCCUUCAGCAUUUGCACAAUAACCGAAUCAUCCACCGUGAUGUCAAGGGGAAUAACAUUCUUCUGACAACAGAAGGAGGAGUUAAGCUCGUUGACUUUGGUGUGUCAGCUCAACUCACCAACACACGUCUGCGGAGGAACACGUCGGUCGGCACCCCGUUCUGGAUGGCCCCCGAGGUUAUUGCUUGUGAGCAACAGUAUGACUCUUCCUAUGACGCACGCUGUGACGUCUGGUCCUUGGGGAUUACAGCUAUUGAGCUGGGGGACGGAGACCCUCCCCUCUUUGACAUGCAUCCUGUGAAAACGCUCUUUAAGAUUCCAAGAAAUCCUCCACCUACUUUACUUCAUCCAGAAAAAUGGUGUGAGGAAUUCAACCACUUUAUUUCACAUUUUGCAGGCCAAGCCUGGAUCCAGAGUUUUCCUUUUCACUCCAUUGCUGCACACAGAUGCCCUUGAUUGACCUUCUCUAAACUGUUGGUCUAGAAAAACCCAUUACAUAUUCACAAAAU